AUGCGGCCGUCUUCUUACCUGGCCCUGCUCGCGCCGGCGGCGCUCGUCGCCGUCGUGUCGGCGGAGCCUGCGCCCAAGCUCUCGCCCCUCAUCGUCAACUUUGACGAGAAGCUCGAGGGCCGGACGGGCACGUACGAAAAGGUCGAGGACGUGGUCGGCAAGCUGUCGCUCGAGUCCAAGUUUGCGCCCAACUCGCACAAUGAGUCGGCCGGCGGCGAGGGCGGCGACGUGCGCGCGCGCGAUGCGACGCAGGAGCUGACGGCGCGGACGGUCCUCGACGUGCUGCUGAACCGCCGCCAGUACUGCAACACGGGCUACGGCUACUGCUCCAGCUUCGGACGGUGCUGCCCGCAGUCGGACCGCUGCUGCUCGUACGGCUACUGCCUGCCGCCCAACACGCGGUGCUGUCCCACGGGGCCCUGCGAGGGCAACAAGCUCUGCUGCGGACGCUCGCACUGCUCGCCCAUCGGCGGCGACUGCUGCAGCGACGAGAGCUACUGCGAGCCGGGCAACCGCUGCUACCGGGUGCCCUCGCUGGGCAGCCGGCCCGUGUGCUGCACCAACUCGCGGUGCACGGCCGUGGUGCGCGACGGCAAGACGACGUACGCGACGACGAGCACGACGACGCGCACCUACACGACGACAUACUCGCAGUACUACUACUGGACCAUCACCUACUACUACUACUAUUACUACUGGACCUACAGCUACCAGAUCGAGGCCUCGGUCGUGACGUCGACGCGCCGCACCACGUACACGACGCUCAGCGUGCGCACCACGGACCGCGGCGCCGCCUCGUCCUACUUUAGCUCCGUCUCCCAGACGCUGUCCCUGCCGACCCCCGCGGCCGCCACGUCGCUCGCCUCGCUCACGGGCGUCACGUCGCACGCGUCCAAGGCGGCCGACGACACGACCGACGCCGGGCCGAGCCCCACGGACGCGAGCUCCGACAGCGGCGGCGGCGACGCGACGGCCAGCUCGGCCAGCUCGGCGGCCACCACCACGACGGCCAGCGGCGGCGGCAGCGGGAACAACGGCGGAGGCGGCUCGUCUGCCGCCAGCGCGCUGUGGUCGCAGGUGGACCUCUUCACCACGCUGUUCAUGGCCUUUGGCGCCAGCGUCGGCGUGGCCGCGGUGCUGCUGUGA
Molecule: messenger RNA, 1146 nt
Organism: Purpureocillium lilacinum
Lineage: Eukaryota; Fungi; Ascomycota; Sordariomycetes; Hypocreales; Ophiocordycipitaceae
Source: RefSeq, a predicted model, not a curated record